GCUCAGUGCCCAUGGAGGCACUGAUGAUACGCAAGCCCUGCAAACAAAGCUCGCACCGGACUCGGCCACGCAGCCGAGGAGCGGAACAAGACCACACAACGACCAUGCGCUCACUCUGCAGGCUUGCGGCGACGUGCCUGUCCGCCAUCUUCCUGGUGGCUCUGCUCGCCGAGCCGGCCGCGGCGCAGCAGUACCACGAGCAGCUCGUGCUACGGCCUUUGCCCCUUUCCGCCCUCCUGGCCAGCUUCAACUUCCGCGCAAACAUCACCGUCGCCGACUUUGAGGCACACAACUACCGCUUCUUCCCCAGAUCUGUCGCCCAGAUCCUCCAGCAUGCCGGCACCCGCGAGCUACACCUGAGGUUCGCCCUCGGCCGCUGGGAUGCCGAGAGCUGGGGCACCCGCCCGUGGGAUGGCACCCGCGAAGGCGGCACCGGCGUCGAGCUGUGGGCAUGGCUUGAGGCCCCGACGGACGAGGAGGCCGACCGAAAGUGGCUGACCCUUACCAACGCCCUGUCCGGCCUCUUCUGCGCCUCGCUCAACUUCAUCGACGGCACCCGCACCACCCGCCCCGCCAUGUCCUUCACCCCCGAGGGCGACCACCCCAACGUCGCUGCGGCCAACAUGCACCUCCUCCACGGCACCCUGCCCCGCGAGGUGGUCUGCACCGAGAACCUGACGCCCUUCCUAAAGCUCCUCCCUUGCAAGGGCAAGGCGGGCAUCGCGUCGCUGCUGGACGGCCACAAGCUCUUUGACGCGUCCUGGCAGAGCAUGGCCAUCGACGUCCGGCCUGUGUGCCCCGAGGGCGGAGAGUGCGUAUUGGAAAUCGAGCAGACCAUCGACAUGGUCCUCGACAUGGACAGGUCCAAGCGGCCGCGGGACAACCCGAUUCCCCGACCUCCCCCCGCGCACGAGCUCAGGUGCGACACCUCAAAGGACUACCACGGCGACGACACCUGCUUCCCCGCCGACUCGAACGCGCACCAGGACUGGACCCUGUCGCAAAUCUUCGGCCGUACGAUGAAGGGCACAUGCCCACUCACCGACCCGGACAGUCGCCCGGUUUGCGUCGACGUUCCCGACAGCCGCACCGUCUAUGUUUCCGGGGGGAUAUACGAGUUCAAGGGCCCACUCUCUCGGUGCUUCACUGUACAACCCCACGCCGAAUUCGAUAUAAUCCUACCUCAGCCGGAUGAGCAGCAACAGGUGUCUGUGCCCAGUAUCGUUGAGCCCGAGGUCCCUGCCCUCUACGCGGAGCGCAGUUUGACGGGCCAUGGGGCUGAAAGAGGAGGGGUGCAGACCAUAUUCACGAACCCGAGCCCCGACGCAGAGGUCGAGUUCGUCUACAUGGAGACGCUCCCAUGGUUUAUGCGCAUCUACCUCCACACCCUCCAGGCGCGGGUCGCAAGCAGCGGGCCCGACAACCCAUCGCCCAGAAAGGUCAUCCAGGAGAUCUACUACCGUCCCGCCCGAGACCGCGUGCGCGGCACGCAGCUCGAGGUCCGCCUGCUCGUGCCGCCCGCAUCCACCAUGUUCCUGACGUACGACUUUGAGAAGUCCAUCCUGCGCUACACCGAGUACCCGCCCGACGCGAAUCGCGGCUUCGACGCCGCCUCAGCCGUCAUUACCAUCCUCAAGGGCGGCAGGAACACGACACACUCGGCCAUAACCAAGGGAAGCAGCAAGUGGAGGGCUAACCUGAGGACCGCGCCGCUGCUGCUCAGCCUCCCGACGCCUGAUUUCAGCAUGCCCUACAACGUCAUCAUUUUCACGUCAACGUGCAUCGCGCUCGCGUUCGGUGGCAUGUUCAACAUCCUGGUGCGCAGGUUCGUCGCGGCCGACGAGGGCCCCGAGCUGGGACUCGGGUCUGCCAUCCAGAGGGUGAAGGAAAGGCUGCGGGCCAAGUUUGGGAAAGGGACGGCUCUCAGCAAUGAUGUGCCACCGUUGAUGUUAAAAAGCGUCUUGGAGCCGGAGACGGAAAUAGUAGAGGGUGACUCAAUAUGAUUACUUGCAUGUAGAGCGCUGGGAAACUCGUCGGGCAAAAGGAAAAGGAAAGUGGAAGCGAAAAUGGGCGGUGAGACAUAGCACCCCCUUCGGGAAUAUCAGCGGUAAUGCUGACGAGGGCUUGUGCCUCUUUCAGACCCCGAGUCCGAGCCGGAAAUAGAAGUGACAACAAAAGGCCAAAGACACAAAGUACCGACUGCACCUGCCUCUGCAUUCUACUCGUUUCCUGUUACAUUUGCACCGGUUGUGCUGGUACGACGAGGUCACGCGGUGCCCUGUCCGGGUCCUCGCGCUGGCCAUGCUCAACAAUGCGGUGUCAGGGCAUUUGUUUGCCAUCUUUCAUAACUCAAAUCAUCAGCAACAUCAACCAUAAACGCUUAUGUGUUUAUUUUCGCAAUGAUUAGUGAUAGCAUCACUAAAUGUCAUGAGCCAUACCUCAGCGUAAUUAGGUACGCCUCGUCGCGUGGUCAUGCCGUCGCCGUCUGCUUUGUCAAGGCACACAACCGGCGAGAGGGUCAUCAUGCCCAAAGCUUCGCUUGCCGCGCCUUCCCAGCGAGAAACAAAAGCCCGGGCCCGCAAUGUUUCCGCCGUAUGCGAGCAAUGAGACGGGCCGCACAUGGCUCCCGCCUCGUCCUGACCCCUCUUCAUGCCAACAUCGUGUCUGGGCAGUGGUACCUGCCACCCGGGCCAGGCGAGGCCAUCAUCAAAUAACUACGCAAGGUUGUCUAAACACAUGUGAUUCACCGCUCUCUCUAGCCAAGAUUGGGAGCUGUUUAUUUACAAUGCGGCUCUCCCUGUAAUCGGUGCUUCUUGUCUUGGAGCCGGAUGGGGCCAUCGGAUGACUUGCAACCAGCAUAAGCGACCCCGAAGGUCUCACUCAGAUCUCGAGUCUCGGCAUAACGAAGCCAUAGAGUCGACUAUCUGGGCGGAAAGUAUUGCUGUAUUGACAAGCCGAGGUCACAGACCAAGCUGUAGCUCUGUAUGUACCCGGUAUCUUCCUUGGAUGCUAGUAAUAGACAAAUAUUCACUAGAUAGGCAUG
Molecule: messenger RNA, 3043 nt
Organism: Gaeumannomyces tritici R3-111a-1
Lineage: Eukaryota; Fungi; Ascomycota; Sordariomycetes; Magnaporthales; Magnaporthaceae
Product: GPI transamidase component GPI16
Exons: 4
Coding region: 12-2003 (663 amino acids)
Biological process (GO): attachment of GPI anchor to protein
Cellular component (GO): GPI-anchor transamidase complex
Source: RefSeq, a predicted model, not a curated record